Ilex paraguariensis (yerba mate) is the source of this 870-nucleotide messenger RNA. The record is from the annotation of a GenBank genome assembly. NCBI's taxonomy places the organism in Eukaryota, Viridiplantae, Streptophyta, Magnoliopsida, Aquifoliales, Aquifoliaceae.
AUGUUCAAACAUUCUCCACCUUAUCCAACGUCACAAGAGCAUAUGCUCUUUCAUGGAUCCGUUGUGAUUUCUCCUCCACUCAGAGCCAAAGCCAGAACCAGAGCCACAGCACCAAAACCUUUUCUGGUACCAAUUACAAACUUCGGAAAGACAGACUCUGCACAAACACAAGAGAAAACCGAAUUGAUGGCUUCAGCAAUAAGAAGACCCACGUUUACAUUCAACCUCUCAACCUCUCUUACCCAACCAUGCCCUCGAAAACCUCGCCUCACAUUCUUAUCUCUCCUCCCCAGACCCUUCCCAAUUUCAGCCCUUCGCAAACACCCAAAACUCCAAUUCACAUUAAAGUCCAUUGAUGUCUCCAAAGAAGACAUACCUAUCUCAGAACAACCCAUUACAGAGACACCCAUUUCAGAACAGCCGAAUUUAACACCGACCACCUCUGAAUCUCCACUCGAAGAAUCCAAAGAGGUCGAUAAACGAAGGCUUGAAGAGAAAUUUGCGGUGUUGAAUACCGGAAUUUAUGAGUGCAGGUCUUGUGGGUACAAGUAUGAUGAGGCCAUUGGCGACCCUUCUUAUCCUAUUCCACCCGGAUUUCCAUUUGAUAGGAUGCCGGAAGAUUGGCUGUGUCCGACUUGCGGGGCUGCCAAGAGUUUCUUUGAGAGCAAGAGUGUGGAGAUUGCUGGGUUUGCUGAGAAUCAGCAGUUUGGUUUCUUUGAGAGCAAGAGUGUGGAGAUUGCUGGGUUUGCUGAGAAUCAGCAGUUUGGGUUAGGUGGUAAUUCACUUACAUCUGGGCAAAAGGCAGUGCUCAUAUAUGGUAGUUUGCUCUUAGCCUUUGUCUUGUUUUUAUCUGGGUACUUUCUCCAAUAA